Sphaerodactylus townsendi is the source of this 2288-nucleotide messenger RNA. It is a transcript of the gene TUBGCP4, whose product is annotated as tubulin gamma complex associated protein 4. The coding region runs from base 529 to 2124 and encodes 531 amino acids. Gene Ontology annotation, molecular function: microtubule minus-end binding; gamma-tubulin binding. The transcript is spliced from 18 exons. Lineage: Eukaryota; Metazoa; Chordata; Lepidosauria; Squamata; Sphaerodactylidae. Gene Ontology annotation, cellular component: centrosome; equatorial microtubule organizing center; spindle pole. The record is from RefSeq and is a predicted model, not a curated record. Gene Ontology annotation, biological process: meiotic cell cycle; mitotic cell cycle; cytoplasmic microtubule organization.
GGGCAGGGCCUCCCGGCGUGCCCCGCGCCACGACGCGCCGCCGGUCCUUCCCGUGGUACCGCGCGCGGGGCCGGGCCGGGCCGGGAUGAUCCACGAGCUGCUGCUGGCGCUGCGCGGCUUCCCCGGAGGCCUCUUCGGCGGCGGCGGCGGCGGCGGCGGCAACCUGCAGGUGUGCCCCCCGGAGCAUCUGCCCUUCCUGCACCCCAGCGAGAGCGGCCUCCUGUCCCGCGUCUGCCGCCUGGGCGCCCUCUACGUCCGCUUCGGAGACUUCAUCGAGCACUUCGCCGCCGAGCACGUCCCGCCGCAGCCCCCGCCGCCCGCCCAGCAGCAGCAGCCGCAGCAGCAGAUUCCCACUUGACCCAGCAAGGAAUCUACCUGCGCGCCUUCUGCACCGGUCUCGAUGCCGUCCUGCAGCCCUACCGGCAAGCUCUCCUGGACUUGGAGCAAGAGUUUUUGGCCGAUCCUCACCUGACCAUUUCACAUGUGAACUAUUCCUUGGACCAGUUCCAGCUCCUUUUUCCUUCGUUGAUGGUUGUGGUGGAUCAGGUCAGGACCCAGAAGAUUCAUGGCUGUCAAAUCCUGGAGGUCGUCCACCAGCAUAGCCGUGGUGGUUUGCCACCUGUGCAGAGCGCCUUAGAACAGGUGCUAGCAAUGUGUCAUGCUGUCCUGUACAAACAGCUCUCGGCCUGGAUGCUGCAUGGGCUACUCCUGGACCAGCAUGAGGAGUUCUUCAUCAAGCAAGGUCCUUCUUCAGGGAUUGUCCCUUCUCAGCCUGAAGAGGAAGAGGAAGAUCUGGGCAUUGGAGGGCUGACGGGGAAACAACUACGAGAGCUGCAGGAUAUGCGCUUGAUUGAAGAAGAAAACAUGCUGGCCCCUUCGCCAAAGCAGUUCUCCCUGCGGAUAGAAAUGCUGCCCUCCUACAUCCCUGUGCGCGUUGCUGAGAAAAUCCUAUUUGUGGGAGAGUCUAUCCAGAUGUUUGAGAGCCAGAAUAUGAGCCUGACCAAAAAAGGGUCCAUCUUGAAGAACCAGGAGGACACCUUCGCUGCAGAGUUGCAUCGCCUCAAGCAGCAGUCUGUCUUCAACCUGGUGGACUUUGAAUCUGUGGUGGACUGGAUCCGGAGCACUGUGGCCGAGCACUUGUGGAAGCUGAUGGUAGAAGAAUCAGAUCUCAUAGGACAGCUGAAGGUUAUUAAAGAUUUUUAUCUCUUGGGCAGAGGGGAGCUGUUUCAGGCUUUCAUUGAUGCGGCGCAGCACAUGCUGAAGACACCUCCCAGUGCUGUGACUGAGCAUGAUGUCAACGUGGCGUUCCAGCAGUCGGCCCACAAAGUGUUAUUGGACGAUGACAACCUCCUUCCUCUCCUUCACCUGACCAUCCAUUACCAUGCGAAGGAGCACAGAGAUGUUGCUCAAGGUCGUGAAACCCCUUCUCGAGAAUUGUCUCCCCACGAAUCCCCCACCUCUGGCUGGGCUGCACUAGGGCUCCACUACAAAGUACAGUGGCCUCUGCACAUCCUCUUCACACCGGCUGUCCUGGAAAAAUACAACGUUGUGUUCAAGUACCUUCUAAGUGUGCGGCGAGUCCAGGCUGAGCUGCAGCACUGUUGGGCUCUUCAGAUGCAGUGCAAGAGCCUGGAAUCCAGCCGAUCUGGCGCCAUCAAGUGGCGGAUGCGGCAUCACAUGACGUUCCUUGUGGACAAUCUGCAGUAUUACUUGCAGGUGGAUGUCCUGGAGUCUCAGUUUGCACAGCUCCUGCAGCAGAUCAAUUCCACCCGUGACUUUGAGAGCAUUCGGCUGGCGCACGACCACUUCCUGAGCAACCUCCUGGCCCAGUCCUUCAUCCUGCUGAAACCAGCUUUCCACUGCCUGAAUGAGAUCCUGGAUCUCUGCCACAGCUUCUGCUCCUUGGUGAGCCAGAACCUCGGGCCGCUGGAUGAGCGAGGGGCCGCUCAGCUGAGCAUCCUGGCCAAGGGUUUCAGCAGCCAGUCUUCACUUCUGUUCAAGAUCCUCUCCAGUGUUCACAACCACCAGAUCAACUCUGACUUGGCUCAGCUGCUGCUGCGCUUGGAUUACAACAAGUAUUACACUCAAGCUGGAGGCACCUUGGGCAGCGUCGGGCUGGACUGAACCCACCUCAGCUGGAGCCAGGAUUAGUCUCUGCCCGAGCAAAGUGUAAGGAUGCAAGAGCGCCAGCAGGACCCGUGGGGGCAGCCACCCAGCACCAAGGCCCCACCCCCCUUCUUUAACCACCAGGAAAGUUAACAAGCUUCAAUAAAGAGUGCUGGCUCCGC